Messenger RNA from Papilio xuthus (Asian swallowtail), 2268 nucleotides. RefSeq names its product hemicentin-1. The record is from RefSeq and is a predicted model, not a curated record. Gene Ontology annotation, cellular component: neuron projection. The coding region runs from base 85 to 1716 and encodes 543 amino acids. NCBI's taxonomy places the organism in Eukaryota, Metazoa, Arthropoda, Insecta, Lepidoptera, Papilionidae. Gene Ontology annotation, molecular function: protein binding. The transcript has 10 exons.
CUCCACAGUUCUUCACCUACCACCGUCAGAUUAAAAUAUAAUUUUUAAUAUUUUUUGUGAAACAAAUAUAUGUUUACUUGAACAAUGAAGUGGAUAUUUUAUGUUAUAGUGUUCAUUUAUAUGUUUUAUAGAGCAGUUUAUGGAAUAAAACCAAAAGAAUUGAACAGUUUGUCGGUCGAAGAAAUUAAAUAUGGACCUGACAAGCAUUACUACCCAGCCGGUAUCCGUAAGACGAUUAGCUGUAAAGGGGCAAAUAAAAACCAAAAGGUGGAAUGGGUAGAUCCGAACGGUAAAAUUAUUAAAAGAGUAUCGAAGAACAGAGUGUUUGUACAAGAACACUUUGUGCCAACAUCGACGCUGCGCACGCGUGUUCCGGCGCUGGUGCUUGUUCUUACACAUGCUACAGUUGACGACAGUGGCCUCUGGGAGUGUCGAUCAGGAGACAUCAAGCGCAACGUAUCCCUCUGUAUUAUAGAUCCGUCUAAAUUUGUCGACACACCGACAGAAGUGAGCGUUGACAAAGGUCGGUCUAUAACAUUGUCCUGUCAGGCUCGAGGGGAACCGGAGCCGAGGUUGAUUUGGUACAGAAAUGGGGAAUUGAUAACAGAGGAUGAAGAAUCUGAUAAAUAUAGGGUGAUGACGAAAUACAACAGUCAAGGGUUCGAAGGUCUGUUGACAAUAAGUUCUCUGGAGGCGGAGGACAGUGGUGUUUACACUUGCGAAGCCAUUCAAGAGAGUCCGCACGACUCCAGCUGCGCCAAUACAGAGAGCUUCAAUAUUACAUUACAAGUCAACUAUGCUCCCGUGUUCGCGGAUGCCAACGAAACUGAAAUUGUUUAUCAACUAGAGAAUGAAAGUGUUGACGUAGUAUGCUCAGCUAGCGGAUUUCCGACACCGACUUACACGUGGUUCAGGGAUUUAGGCGAAACUCUGUUUGAAUUCCCCGAUGAACGAGUUAAUCUGCAAGACGGCUCUAAAGCCGUGUUGACACUACCUUCUAAUGCGACCAUAUCCUCACGAAGGUAUAAAUGUCGGGCGACCAACCAAUAUGGAGAGGCUUAUAAAGUAUUUGUCAUAUACAAAUUGGAAAGUCCUACGAAACCCAGCGAGGUAAAGAAAAGUUUAAUUUUAACGCGUUCAAUCGACAAAAAGCGACAACGAUUAUCCCAUCAAAUGCGCAAUAGAAUACAGAUAACGGGUCAAGUAGCACACCAUGACAACGUUUAUCUAUAUGUUAAAUGGGCUGAAGAGAUGUCAUUCCCGGUAAAAGCCAUAGAGGUUCAAUAUCUCGAAAAGGGAAGUUUGCCAAGAAGGAAAAUAGAAAGUCUUAGAGAAGGAGAUUGGAGAAAAUCUAAGAAAGUAGAAAUAGAUUUGGAGUCAGCCGAGGAUGUGGAAGCGGACAGUGAAGGGUUCUAUUUUACUCUGUCUGAUUUGGAAUCGGAUACUGAAUAUUGGAUACGUUUGCGGGCUAUCAAUGAAGCUGGAGAGUCACCUUGGUCGGAACCAGCACUCGUAAAAACUGUUGAACAAGUUGAAACUGAGGAACCCGAAGAAGAAGCUAAAGAAGAAAGUAAUGAAGAGACUAGUGAAGAUACAGAUGAGAGUGCAGUCCCUGCUGGUUUGGCUUACUCUGAUGCCACGUUUUAUGGCGUUUUCUUUGCUGGUGGUAUCGUUGUUUUUGCUGUAGCUUGCAUGUUUUUGAUGAGAUUAGUAUAAUAUUAUGCAAUGGAAGUAGUAAUUUGGGAAUAUUUGAAUUAAAAAUAUUGUAUGAAUUAUUUGUUCUAUUAUCUAAAAGUGGCUGAAAUAAAACAUUGAUUAUUACUAAAGGUUAGUUCCUUUCUUUAUUAUAGAAUACCAGUGGAACUAAACCUUUAGUAAUGAACUGUAACACAUUAGGAAACUAUUAUUCAACCUAUAUCAUCGCCGAAAAAUUAUUUGUAAUUUGUAAAGCAAUACCAAUUUGUCUAAUUAAAUUAUUUAUCUGUACUUGAUAACCUUUGGAACAUUCUUUAAACAGAAUAUAAGCGAAAAGUGAAGAUAUAUCAUGAAUAUGAUUUAAUUUUGAAAGCUGUUUUAAUAUUAACACCAGCAUGAAUGGAGCGGUUUAGUUAUAACCGAGCACAUCAAUUCCAGUUGAAGGCACAUAUUACACCAAACAUUAAAUCAGCGCGCCUGGAGGUCUUGAUACAAAUUUAGUAAUAAAUGUAUUACAAAUUGCUUAGUGUGAAUAUUAAUAUUUGUAACGUUUAAAUAGAUUUUUCGACCAUA